Molecule: messenger RNA, 339 nt
Organism: Adineta ricciae
Lineage: Eukaryota; Metazoa; Rotifera; Eurotatoria; Adinetida; Adinetidae
Source: the annotation of a GenBank genome assembly
AUGCACCUCACGGAUAUGCUUAGGUGGGAACGAGAUGGACCUACCCAGCUCAUUGCGGCUCCUCCGGCCGAAAUCCGGCGACAAGGAAUUCGCCGAAUCCGAUCGGGAUCGACACAAAGUGUACCGAAACCGACUCAGACAGAUCCAGUAGCCGGAACGAUCGACCUGGAUAUUCUGUGGAUAUUCACCAGAAAUAAGCGGAAUCCUGCUUCCAAUAACCAUCGCCCUGGGAAGUAUUUUAUUUCAUCCGCAUUCCCAUCCUCAGGUUUGAGAAAUAACUAUCAUACGAAACGACAACAUCAAAACAUUCUCAUUUCGUCUGCUGAAUUACAUUUUUAG